Blastocystis hominis is the source of this 363-nucleotide messenger RNA. RefSeq lists its product as hypothetical. The record is from RefSeq and is a predicted model, not a curated record. Lineage: Eukaryota; Bigyra; Opalinata; Blastocystidae. Gene Ontology annotation, molecular function: metal ion binding; oxidoreductase activity, acting on CH-OH group of donors. The coding region runs from base 1 to 363 and encodes 120 amino acids. The transcript has 2 exons.
AUGGAGGCGUUUCGGGUGCUCAUGCGUUGGGUGUGGAAGUAUUUGCAUGGAGAAAUGGUGGCGUUGGGUGUAAUGACCGAGUUGGUAAUGGAGAAUCGGCUGGAUGAAUGCAAAGAACUGGCUGAGUUUUUCUCUGAUAUUGGUCUUCCAAUUUGUUGGAAGCAGAUGGGAGUGGAUGUGUACAACGAUGAGCAGGUUCAUACCAUGUUGAAUAGCUGCUUCGAGAAGUUCUAUGCCAUUAAGAAUAUGACUGUGGAGAAGACGAUUCCUGUGUAUCAAAAGGGAAUGCAGGAUUCGGAAGCGUUUUGUUCAAAGGUGAUGGAAAGAAAGGGGCAGGCGAAGUGGCUGCAAUAUCAUCCUUAG